UACCAGGCACCCCACCUGAUGCAGGAGAUGGGGAGCCAAAAGACCCAGGACUUCCGGCUCUCUCAUUUUCGUCCUCGGAUUGGCUGUGAGAGUCAUCUACUCAUUGGGCCUGCGCAGUGUAAAACUGACGGAGAGGAGGGGUUGGCGGGCAAGAUGGCUGCUACUGCGGCCGGUGUGGGCCGGCUAGAGGAAGAAGCGUUGCGGCGAAAGGAACGGCUGAAGGCCCUGCGGGAGAAAACCGGGCGCAAGGACAAGGAAGAUGCGGAGCCAAAGACCAAGCAGCUGAGGGCGAGAAGCACAGACCAUCUACAGUUGGGGCCGUCUCUGACCCUCAGCUCCUGUAACUGUCAGAGGAAGAUAAUCCCGGGGAGACACUGGGAGCUCAGGCUGCGGAACUACGUCCCCGCGGACGAGGACCUCAAGAGGAGGAGGGUGCCCCAGGCCAAGCCCGUGGCAGUGGAAGAGAAGGUGAGGGAGCAGCUGGAGGCCGCCAAGCCCGAGCCAGUCAUUGAGGAAGUGGACCUGGCCAACCUCGCACCCCGGAAGCCUGACUGGGACCUCAAGAGAGACGUAGCCAAGAAGCUGGAGAAGCUGGAGAAGCGGACCCAGAGGGCCAUCGCCGAGCUGAUCCGUGAGAGGCUGAAAGGCCAGGAGGACAGCCUGGCCUCCGCAGUGGACGCCACCAAUGAACAAGAGGCCUGCGACUCCGACUGAGGCCUGCCCCGAGGGAGGAAGGUGCUGGACGGGUGGGGGCUGAGCUGGCCAUCGCUUCCCGUUUGCCUUCAGCGCAGUGGCUCCCCACCCCGUCGGGGAGCCCGCCAUAGGGAGAGCCAGCUCCUGUCUCCCGAGCAGCUCCAUGGGCCUGCGCACGUAUGUGUGCCUGUAUAUAUUGUGGACUUUUUUUUCUGUAAAUAGAAAUAAGCAGACCCCUGUGUGUGGCAGAAA
Myotis lucifugus (little brown bat) is the source of this 945-nucleotide messenger RNA. It is a transcript of the gene CCDC12, whose product is annotated as coiled-coil domain containing 12. The coding region runs from base 19 to 714 and encodes 231 amino acids. Gene Ontology annotation, cellular component: U2-type spliceosomal complex; post-mRNA release spliceosomal complex. The record is from RefSeq and is a predicted model, not a curated record. The transcript has 9 exons. NCBI's taxonomy places the organism in Eukaryota, Metazoa, Chordata, Mammalia, Chiroptera, Vespertilionidae.